ACUGAAGGCGAAUUUCAGGGAGUGAGAACCCCCACCUGCUCCCAAACUAAAGAAAAUGUACUAGUGAACCCCUUGCAAGAGAUUGGCCGAGUUGCCUACAUCUCCUUUGGGCCACAUGCUGGCAAGCUGGUGGCACUUGUGGAUGUUAUUGACCAGAACAGGGCGCUAGUUGAUGGCCCCUGCAGUGGUGUAAGAAGGCAGGCUAUGCCCUUCAAGUGCAUGCAGCUAACCGAUUUUGUACUCAGAUUCCCACACAGUGCUCAUCUGAAGCAUGUGCGAGUUGCCAGGGAGAAAGAAAAUAUUAAUGAAAAAUGGAUAGGUACAAGGUGGGCAAAGAAGAUUGAAGCCAGAGAAAAGAAAGCCAAGAUGACAGACUUUGAUCGCUACAAGGUCAUGAAGGCAAAGAAAAUGAGGAACAGGAUCAUCAAGCAUGAAGUAAAGAAGCUCCAGAAGCAAUCUUCCAAAAAAGCAUAAACUGUCAGUAGUCAAAUAAAGUUCCAGUUUACUAU
Chelonia mydas (Green sea turtle) is the source of this 509-nucleotide messenger RNA. RefSeq names its product 60S ribosomal protein L14. Gene Ontology annotation, biological process: ribosomal large subunit biogenesis; translation. The record is from RefSeq and is a predicted model, not a curated record. The annotation marks the transcript as partial. NCBI's taxonomy places the organism in Eukaryota, Metazoa, Chordata, Testudines, Cheloniidae. Gene Ontology annotation, cellular component: cytosolic large ribosomal subunit; ribosome. The transcript has a single exon. Gene Ontology annotation, molecular function: RNA binding; structural constituent of ribosome.